CUGUGUGUUUCGAACGUGUGGUGCGUGUGGUUGCUUUUUCAGAGCCAAGCUUGCGUGGUCCGUCCGGCGUCGGUGCUGGUGACCAGGACAGUGGGUAAGGCAGACAGCAGGAAGGCCGUCAGAUGAGAGCAGCAUAUGGUAGGGUAGCCGGAUGGUCGCGGCAUUGGCAGCCUUUUCGGACGGAGGUUGGAGGGAGGAGGAGGCGUAAUGGCUGUUAGCACGCACGCAACAGCGAGGAUGAGGAAGGAGCAGCUCAGCGAGCAGUCGAGACCACCCACUCUCUUUCCCCUCCGACCAACCCGAGCAAGAGCCAGAACCAGAGCCAGACCAAAAGCCAAAGCCACCAGCAAAUACCCCCUUGGGAAGCCGGCCGGUCCGAGCGUGACUGAGGCCUCCUCCAGCCCUCCUCCGUUCGACCAAGCAAAACAAGCAAUCAACCAAGCUCGCACGCACUCACAAGCGCACGCACGUCGUCGUCCUGUCCGUCCGUCGAUCUCGAUGGAUGGGCGACGGCGACGAACACUGCCCGCACGGAGUACCGCGGCCGAGUCAUCCUGCGCCCUGAAACCCGUCUCCACCACGGAGCAGAGCACCAGCUCCAGGAAUAAAACAACACCAACUGAAAAUGGAAAGUGAAGAGAAAAAAAUGCCCCGGCACCUUCGGUCUUGGCUUCGUCCUCCCGGCCCCCCCUUGGGACCGAA
Messenger RNA from Aplosporella prunicola CBS 121167, 702 nucleotides. RefSeq lists its product as uncharacterized. The transcript is spliced from 2 exons. Lineage: Eukaryota; Fungi; Ascomycota; Dothideomycetes; Botryosphaeriales; Aplosporellaceae. The record is from RefSeq and is a predicted model, not a curated record. Bases 208 to 636 code for a protein of 142 amino acids.